This is a messenger RNA of Zalophus californianus (California sea lion), 3764 nucleotides long. RefSeq names its product 60S ribosomal protein L32-like. Gene Ontology annotation, biological process: translation. NCBI's taxonomy places the organism in Eukaryota, Metazoa, Chordata, Mammalia, Carnivora, Otariidae. Gene Ontology annotation, cellular component: ribosome; cytosolic large ribosomal subunit. Bases 3288 to 3764 code for a protein of 158 amino acids. The transcript has a single exon. The record is from RefSeq and is a predicted model, not a curated record. Gene Ontology annotation, molecular function: structural constituent of ribosome.
CUCACAAAUUCUGCUCUAGCACCCCGGUCCAGGACUUUGAGCUUAAGUUAUCUGAAAGUCCGACUGCUGGGAUGAAAGCGACAGGCUGGUGUAGGCUGGACUGGCCCAGCUUUUGCAUUCAGGCUGUCCACUGCUCCGUCCCUCCCUCCUGCAUGACCUUGCGUAAGGAACUGGUGCUUUUUAUACUCUGGAGUCCUUCUACAAGAGCUGCCUCUAGAGAGUGGGGUGGAGGUUAAGUGUGGUGUGUAGAGCUCCAGCUGUCUCUCUCUACAUGCCUUCCUUUGUGGCCUUCCUGACCAUCACAUAGCUGUGGAUAUGGAAAAACCCCAGCGGCGAUCAAUGAGUUAAAGGCUUGCCAAUAUUCGCUUGCACCAGGUGACCGUGAGCACAUCACUUGGCUUCUGGAGCAGCACAGAGAGAUGGAUUAUGGGAAGGGGUCCAGGCCAUAGUCUGAAGGAGGGGAUGCUGGCAGCCCCCACACUCAGCUCAGCCCAUCCUUGCAUCAUGGGGCCCAGGCCCACAUUAUGGAUUUCCAGCCCACUGCUCCCCUGGGAUGUCAGACUUCUCACGAAGACCUGAAGAUUGAUGGUCUUCCUUAAAGGAGGGGGACCCCUUCCUGACCCACUCUGAACUUCCCCAGAUGCCUCUCCACCUCCCACUGAGGCCCCAGGAUUUAAUGCGCAGCUGGUUCAGGGUGGAUCCAAAUGGAGGCAGCGCACAUGGGGGGAGAGCGUUUCCAAGGCGAUGUCCGAGUUGUCUCUAGUGACCCGUUAACCUGACCCUCCCUGCCUUACGCUGCCCCAGAACUGAGCCAAGCCUUUGGAGGGCGGAUACACCUUAGGAUGUCUGGCUGGGGCCCUACUGUGGUGGGAGGUUCGGAUCCCACGCUGGGACGGGCCCUGGGGAAGGUCAGGGGGAGGGUGAGCCAGAGCAGGCUUCAUCGCCUCUGUUACCUCCUGGCCUUUCCUUCUUCUGAUGGAAUGGCAGUCAGAUGUGGGGUGUGGAGGCCCCUGUUUCAGUGACUGUAAAGAACAUCUCUUCAAAAGAGCUCUCAACAUGUCUUAUUGUAGGAUGGAAGCAGAGCCUGAAUUGGCUACUUUAAAGUCUUUUUAUACUGUAGAUCAAGAGAAAGACCUCUGGUGACUAAUUAGGAGUCCUACAUUCGUCAGACUAUUACAGCCCCAAAGUCAGUGUUUCCCCGGAGUCAAGGUCCCUUUCUCUUCCUGGCCAGUCCCACAUCCUGCUGGGCCUGCGUUGGCCGCUCAUGUUUCUCAUUAUCUCUCCCCCAUCCUCUUUAAAGGCUUCUCACUCCACCCAGGGGUUUUAUUUUUAAAACUUGCACAGUAAUGCUAGGGCUGAGCAGGACACACUGCCCACAUUCCCAGGAAACUGGGCUGCCUGGAAAAGCAUCCCCCUUUUUGGAGACUUCCUUCCGUCCUCCCUCCCUCCCUUCCUUUCAUAUUUAUGGGGCACCUUCUCUAUGAGGGGCUGUGCCAGGGGACAUGACAACAAAGGGAAAGAUCCGGUCCCUGUCCUUAGGGAGCUUCCUUUCUAACAGGGUAGGGAGCACCAGGGAUAGGCACAUACACACACACACAAAGUAAAUACGGGAAAUAGGCAGAAAUUUGUUCAGAUCUACUCUAUAAAAGGGACAAACAAGGCACUGGAACAAGAGAAGCUGUUACAAAUCAGGUAGACAGGGAAAGCCUCUCUAAGGUGGUGGCACAGAAGAGAAGGCCAGAGGAAUGAGGGGCGUCAUGCAUGCAAAGAGAAAGGCUAAGACUAUUCUUUGUGGAAGGAAGACUAGGGGGUAAGGUCCUGAGGUGAGCAAGUGCUGGUGUGUUCCAGAAUUCCAACAGAAGGCCAGGAUACUUCAAGCACCGUGGGUAAGGAGGAGACAUGCUCAAAAUGGAGAAGUGUGCAAAGAACAGAUCACGCAGAGAUGUGGAGUCAUGUCGAAAGUUGGGGCUUUUGUCUGAGGGCAGUGGAAAGCCAGUGGGGAUCAGAAUUAGGAGCUGACAUGCAAUACUUGACAUUUUAAGACGCUUAUCAGGUUGUGAAUGGAGAACAGACCCUAAGAGGGGCAGGAGGGAAGGCAGGGCAUGAGUUAGGAGGUCUCAGAAUCGUGCAGAAAGGAAAUGAUGGUGGCUAGGCUGGAGCCAGGCAGUGCCACAGCUAGAACCAGGCAGACUCUUCCACGAAUUAGCCUGCCACUGGACAUUCUCCUUCCAAAGGGUCCUAAGUAUCCCACAUUCAGAAGACAGAAUAGAACACCAAGCCCCAAAGUCAAGAGGUGGUCAGAAUAAGCCAUAAAAGUUUAGAUGUCCUAUUGCCUAUAACUAGCCAGAUUUAUUAGGUUUCCAAACCCAAUUAAGUAAGAUCCUUGUCCAACAUUGGCUCCCAUGGUUUUCUGAAAGGUGUAUACAUUCUCCUUUACACCAUGGCAGCUCUCUCUGUCCUUUACAGCUUUGGCUUGGAUAUGAGACCAAAUGGCUUUGACUGGGUGAUCCCACCUACACACAAAAUCCAAAGGUGACUUUAUAUGCCCAAAGGCCCCAAACAGUGGUCCCUGCUGUCCAAGAGAAACACAACUAUUUAUACUCUUUGGAAGAAAGGAGAAGAAAAGCAAUGUAUCCGUUCUACAUGCGGUAAUAAUAAUAACAACAUGACUCGUUGUGUACCUCAAGGCACUUUACUUGUAACUCACUGAAUCCUCCAAGAGACCGAUGAAGCAGGUACCACUCUUAGUCCUGCUCACUGGUAAUGGCACGAAGGCUUAGGGGGCAGUGACGUCUGCUGGUGCAAGUGGCAGAGUCAGGGCUCGGGGCUGGUUGGCCCCGACUGGCUAAACAAACUCCUAACGACCAGGGCUUAGGGCUGCCUGCUCUGUGACGACUCUGUCUUAAAAACUACACUGAAGGAGAUCAUCUAAAAUGUGAGUGGAGCAGGGAUAUCAGUAGAUUUUCUUUUUUGGUUUUAUUUUAUUUUCUAGUGUUUGGAAUACAUAGAGCCUGGUACCUAGUGGAUGCUCAAAAACUAUCUGUUUCCUGAAAUUGUUGGGUUAAUGAGUAUGUGUUUACUUAAAAAUUAUCUUUACAUCAUUAAUAUAUUUCAUUAUAGGAAAUGUAGGCAAUACCAGAAAAAAAUUUACCCAUUAUUCAGAGAUAAUCAUAUUAAAAUAUUGGUGAUAUUGAUACCUUUCUAGUCCUUUCCCUGUGUUUCUGUCUGUCCAUCUCUAUCUACCUGUCUAUCUAUGCAUAUAGAUAGUAUGUGUGUAUAAAGCAAAAAUGGGAUCACACAGCUCUCUCUUCCUCGGCGCUGCCUGUGGAGGUGGUAGCCAUCUGUUACUGGGCAUCAUGGCUGCCCUCAGACCUCUGGUGAAGCCCAAGAUCAUUAAAAAGAGGACCAAGAAGUUCAUCCGGCACCAGUCAGACCGCUAUGUCAAAAUUAAGCGCAACUGGCAGAAACCCAGAGGCAUUGACAAUAGGGUGCGCAGAAGAUUCAAAGGCCAGAUCUUGAUGCCCAACAUUGGUUACGGGAGCAACAAGAAAACAAAGUACAUGUUGCCCAGUGGCUUCCGGAAGUUCCUAGUCCACAACGUUAAGGAGCUUGAAGUGCUGCUGAUGUGCAACAAAUCUUACUGUGCAGAGAUUGCUCACAAUGUCUCCUCCAAGAACUGCAAAGCUAUUGUGGAAAGAGCAGCCCAGCUGGCAAUCAGAGUCACCAAUCCCAACGCCAGGCUGUGCAGCGAAGAAAAUGAAUAG